This is a messenger RNA of Xyrauchen texanus (razorback sucker), 2376 nucleotides long. RefSeq names its product protocadherin alpha-8-like. The record is from RefSeq and is a predicted model, not a curated record. Gene Ontology annotation, cellular component: plasma membrane. Lineage: Eukaryota; Metazoa; Chordata; Actinopteri; Cypriniformes; Catostomidae. Gene Ontology annotation, biological process: homophilic cell-cell adhesion. The transcript has a single exon. Gene Ontology annotation, molecular function: calcium ion binding. Bases 1 to 2376 code for a protein of 791 amino acids.
AUGGAUGCCGGAGAACAAAGGCGCAGAUGGGAGUACUGGUGGUUUGCUCUGUGUUUCUUUUUGCUGCUGUGUUUUGGACGGCAGGUUUCAGCUCAGAUAAGAUACACUAUUCAAGAAGAGGUGAAAGAGGGAGCUAUUGUGGGGAAUAUUGCUAAGGAUUUGAGUCUUGAUGUCAAGACAUUGGUGGACAGACGAUUCCGUAUCGUCUCCGGAUCAAAUGACGCCCUUUUUCAGGUAAACCAGAACAAUGGCAUCUUGUAUGUGCACAAACGAAUCGACAGAGAGGAACUUUGUGAUGGUAUUGUUGCUUGUUUGAUAAGUCUAAAAACCGUGGUUGAAAAUCCACUUGAAGUUCAUUAUGUGGAAGUUGAAAUCACUGACGUAAAUGACCAUGCACCCGGUUUUGCUGAUAAAGAUGUGGUGUUAGAAAUAGCAGAAUCAACCCCACCGGGUGAGGACAUUCCGUUGCAGGAAGCACAGGACCCCGAUUUUGGCCUGAAUUCUGUUCGCUUUUAUAAACUGAGUCAAACCGAGAAUUUUGAACUUGAGCUUCGCGAGAACGGGGGAGACAAAAAAGUCCCAAUCUUGAAAUUACGUAAAAUGCUUGAUAGGGAGCGUCAGAUAAAACACAGUCUAACACUGACUGCGAUUGACGGUGGGAAUCCACCACGAUCAGGGAGUGUAAUUAUUAACGUCACAGUUCUGGACGACAAUGACAACAGGCCUAAAUUUAGCCAAGAGGUUUACUCUAUUACCUUGCAAGAAAACGCUCAUGUUGAUACUCUUGUCAUUCAAUUGAAUGCCACUGAUUUAGAUGAAGGCCAGAAUGCCGAAAUUAUUUAUUCGUUUAUUAAAAAUAUCGAAAGACUAGUUUACAACACUUUUAAUUUGAACAAUACUACAGGGGAAAUCCGAGUGAAAAGCAAUGUUGAUUUUGAGAAAAACGAUGUUUACAGAGUUGGUGUUAUAGCGGCAGAUAAAGGGCAACCACCGAAGACAAGCAACUGUAGAAUUAUCAUUAAAGUGAUUGACGUAAAUGACAAUAGACCAGAGAUAGACGUUACUUCGCUGUCUGAUGUCGUUCCUGAAGAUGCUAAACCUGGGACGGUGAUUGCGCUUGUUAGCAUAACCGAUAAAGAUUCGGACGUCAAUGGCAAAGUUGUUUGUAGAAUAUCUAACAAUGUGCCUUUUGAACUGAAGCCGUCUUUUAAAGAAAAUAUGUACUCUCUUGUGACAAGCGCAAAGCUAGAUAGAGAGCUUGUGUCUCAUUAUGAUGUCACAAUAAGAUCCACAGAUCUUGGUCAACCGCCUCUGUCCUCGGUCAAAACACUGACAGUGCAGAUAUCAGACGUGAACGAUAACGUGCCUGAAUUCCCUCGCAAUCCGUUAGAACUUUAUCUAAUGGAAAAUAAUCCCCCAGGCGCAUCAAUUUACUCUGUUAGCGCCAUCGACAAAGACCUGAAUGAAAAUGCUGCGAUAACUUAUCAAAUAAUUAGAGAAGAUGGAGGAAAAAGUCACAUUGCACAAUUCCUCAAUGUCAAUUCGGAUAAUGGAAAUAUAUAUGCGCUUAAAAGUUUUGACUAUGAAACGGUAAAAAAGUUUCAGUUCCACGUGCUCGCUACCGACUCUGGAAGUCCGUCUCUGAGCAGUAACGUGACAGUGAACGUGUUUAUUCUGGAUCAGAACGACAAUGUUCCGGUGAUCUUAUAUCCGGUCAGUGCUAACGGUUCUGCUGAGGGUGUGGAGGAGAUUCCCCGCAAUGUGAACGCGGGUCAUUUGGUGACUAAAGUCCGAGCCUAUGACGCAGAUAUCGGAUACAACGGCUGGUUAUUAUUUUCACUGCAGGAAGUUAGUGAGCACAGUCUCUUUGGUUUGGACCGCUAUACAGGACAGAUAAGGACCCUUCGCUCAUUCACAGAAACAGACGAGGCCCAGCAUAAACUGGUCAUACUGGUCAAAGACAAUGGGAACGUGUCGCUCUCAGCAACAGCGACUGUGAUUGUCAAAGUUGUGGAGCCCAAAGAGGCUUUUGCAGCUUCUGAUGUGAAAAACGCAGUAAAAGACGAGGAGGAAAACCACGUGACAUUUUAUUUGAUCCUCACUUUGGGCUCGGUUUCAGUGCUUUUUCUCAUCAGUAUCAUCGUGUUGAUUGUAAUGCAGUGCUCCAAAUCUACAGACUGUUCAUCCAAGUAUUUACAAGAGGCAAAUUACGACGGGACUCUGUGUCACAGCAUCCAGUACAGAUCUGGAGACAAACGGUACAUGUUAGUUGGACCCAGAAUGAGUCUCGGUUCUACUAUAGUCCCGGGCAGUAAUGGGAAUACUCUAGUGAUACCAGAUCGCAGGAGCAGGAGAGAUUCUGGAGAGGUAAGCUGA